CCAGCAGAUAGAAGUGGAUCAGAUUUAGAUAUAAUCUAUUCAAGAUUAAAAGAUAUCAAAGCCCUGGAAAAAUUCCACCCGCUUCUGCUUCAACAGAUCUGUUACUAUGGUUACUAUGAAGAUCUGGAAAAAGGCGUUACAUUGUUUCGUCAAGGUGACAUUGGCACCAAUUGGUAUACAGUGUUAUCAGGAUCUCUGGAAGUGACAGUGUCUGAGACUGGCAAAAAACAGGAUGCUGUUACGUUAUGUAUAUUGGGACCUGGGACAUCGUUUGGUGAAUCUAUAUUAACCAAUAAACCUCGUCAUGCUACAGUCGUUACGAGAGAUUAUACAGAAUUAAUACGUGUUGAACAGAAAGAUUUCAAAAUUCUAUGGGAGGUAGGUUUUUUUCACACCUACGAACUGGAGCCUUAUUCACGAGAAAAUUAA
Lottia gigantea (owl limpet) is the source of this 429-nucleotide messenger RNA. RefSeq lists its product as hypothetical. Gene Ontology annotation, molecular function: cAMP binding. The transcript is spliced from 3 exons. The record is from RefSeq and is a predicted model, not a curated record. The annotation marks the transcript as partial. Gene Ontology annotation, biological process: spermatogenesis. Lineage: Eukaryota; Metazoa; Mollusca; Gastropoda; Lottiidae.